AUGGUACCAGCCAUGCUUUCUCCCUGGCCUUCAGGGGUCCCACAAAAGCUCCCGCCCAUAACUUCAAAUCGAUUCAUCUGGGCCGCCGGGGGGCGCUGCGCACCGAGACCCAGACUCUAUGGUCACUCCUACUCCCAUGAGGAAGCGCGACCAGGGCACGCCUAUAUACUUCCGUUUCCGGCCCGGUCUCUUUCUUUCCGUGCCGAUAGCGCUCUCGCAAGCAUGGUGAACGUUCCUAAAACCCGCCGGACCUUCUGUAAGAAGUGUGGCAAGCAUCAGCCCCACAAAGUGACACAGUACAAGAAGGGCAAGGAUUCUCUCUAUGCCCAGGGAAAGCGGCGGUAUGACAGGAAGCAGAGUGGCUAUGGUGGACAGACUAAGCCAAUUUUCCGGAAAAAGGCUAAAACUACAAAGAAGAUUGUCCUGAGACUUGAAUGUGUUGAGCCCAACUGCAGAUCUAAGAGAAUGUUGGCUAUUAAGAGAUGCAAGCAUUUUGAACUGGGAGGAGAUAAGAAGAGAAAGGGCCAGGUGAUCCAGUUCUAAGCUUCAUCUUUUAUUACAAAUAAAAUCUUGAG
Talpa occidentalis (Iberian mole) is the source of this 575-nucleotide messenger RNA. It is a transcript of the gene RPL36A, whose product is annotated as ribosomal protein L36a. Gene Ontology annotation, biological process: translation. Gene Ontology annotation, cellular component: ribosome; cytosolic large ribosomal subunit. Gene Ontology annotation, molecular function: structural constituent of ribosome. NCBI's taxonomy places the organism in Eukaryota, Metazoa, Chordata, Mammalia, Eulipotyphla, Talpidae. Bases 1 to 543 code for a protein of 180 amino acids. The record is from RefSeq and is a predicted model, not a curated record. The transcript has 6 exons.